Messenger RNA from Umbelopsis ramanniana AG, 381 nucleotides. RefSeq lists its product as uncharacterized. The coding region runs from base 1 to 381 and encodes 126 amino acids. NCBI's taxonomy places the organism in Eukaryota, Fungi, Mucoromycota, Umbelopsidomycetes, Umbelopsidales, Umbelopsidaceae. The record is from RefSeq and is a predicted model, not a curated record. The transcript has a single exon. Gene Ontology annotation, molecular function: structural constituent of ribosome. Gene Ontology annotation, biological process: translation. Gene Ontology annotation, cellular component: ribosome; small ribosomal subunit.
AUGGCAACAUUGAACCAAGUCAUUCGAAAAAUGCGCAAGAAGACACCCAAACUUUCAAAGACCCCAGCACUCGACCAAUGUUAUCAGAAGAAGGGCGUUUGCAACAAGGUCUACACCACCAAGCCUAAGAAACCCAAUUCCGCUGUUCGUAAGGUCGCUCGUGUCAAGUUGACCAACGGAAAGGUCAUCAUUGCCUAUAUCCCCGGUGAAGGUCACAAUUUGCAAGAACAUUCAGUUGUUCUUGUUCGCGGAGGAAGAGUUCCUGAUCUUCCAGGUGUGCGCUAUCACUUGGUCAGAGGCGCUAUGGAUCUUCAAGGCGUUCCUACCAGAAUGACCAGUCGAUCCAAGUAUGGUACCAAAAAGCCUGCCAAGAAGGAAUAG